AUGGCACCGCCAGAGCGCGUGUCGUUCGCCUCGCUCGCCCCUCGCACCACCCUCCCGCCCACCGCCGCCCUCGAGGGCGAGGUCGUCUCGGUCCGCCCCUUCUCGUCGUCGGCUCGCACCGCCGCCCUCUCGCUCGCCCAGGCCGCCGCCCCAGGGUCGUCCGCCGAGCCGCUCAAGGUCCAGGUCGAGCUGCGCGGGGCAUGGGCGCAGCACGCCGCCGAGCAGCUCGCGCAGCUCAAUGGCCGAGGGCGCGUACGCCUGUUUGCGCGCGAGGGGGAGUGUGCGCGGGUCGAGCUCGUGCCGGUCAGGGCGGGAGGGCCAGCUGCAGAUGUGCCCGAGGGCAGGCGGCUCAAGGUCGUGUUCGAGCGUGGGAUCCAGGGCCGGUGGGUCGUCGGCGAGCCAGGCUCGGCCGGCAAGGGCCAGGACUUCGACUACCGCGCCGAGGCGAGGUCCAAGCAUCGCCUCAAGCCGCUCGCCCACUCGCUCUCGGACGACGAGGUCGUCGAGCCUCCUCCGCCAGCCCGCCAGCCGACGUUCGCCGAGCGCAACAACCUCCCCUCCCGUCCUGUCGCGGGCUCGAGCCGCGACAAGCUCGUCGUCCCGACCGGCAACCCGCACAGCCCGUGGAUCGGCGGUGCGGCGCCGAGCGAGGCGACGGCGCCGAGCAGCAUCCAGUCGUCGACUCGCGCCGGCCAACCUGUCGCGUCGUCGUCGAGGUCGUCGUCGGGCGAGCCCAAGACGAAGAAGAAACGCGAGAACCGGGAGGUGCGCACGACUUGGGGCCUGUCGUCGUCGUCGACCAACUACAUCUACACGGCUCUCGACACGCUCCCGACGCUCGGCAGCAGUGGCGGCAUCAACAUCAUCGCCAUGGCGGUCGUCGCGAGGCCGACCUUGAGGGUGGAAGGCGGCAGCCGAGAUUGGGGUUGCAUCCUCGGCCUGCACGACCCGACCACGGCGACCUCGAACUUCAAGACCGAGGUCAAGUACUUCGGCAAGCGCGAGGAGGACGUCCCGGUCGUGCAAGAUGGCGACAUAAUCGUGAUCCAGGGCCUCAAUUGGAAGAAGGACAACAAGAAGCUCACCGCCUACAAGGACAAGGGCCACUACUUCGUCCUCCCGUCGGCAAGGCUCCUCGACGGCACCAAGCUCGGCAACUUCAAGCCGCCGCCGUGCCGCAGCGCGUCGCUCACCGACGCCGAGCUGUCGUACGCUCGCGACAUCGCCCGGUGGGCGAGGAAGCACGCGCUCCUCGACGACGUGCUCGUCCGCCAAGCGGCCGACAGCGGCGUCGCGCCGCCGAACCCGCCCGCCGUCGACGCCAAGGCGAGGAGCGCGACCUUUGCUCGAGGCGGCGACGGCGGUCGCAAGCUCGUCACCGUCGAGGAGGUGUGCGCCGACACGUUCUGCGACAUCCAGGGCGAGAUCGUCAAGUUCUACAAGCCGUUCGGCGGCACGGUCGGGCCUCACGACGCCUGCUCGCUGUUCAUCACCGACUACACGACCAACGACCAGCUGUACGCCUACUCGGACACGUCCGAGGUGCGCACGCCCGGCCAGGUCACGUUCCAGGUCUCGAUCUUCGGCAACCAGAACGACCCGCUCCUGUCGCUGUCCGAGGACAAGCUCGUCGGCCGCCUCGUCCACCUGCGCAACGUGCGCCCCAAGAUGACGGCGCACGACUUUCUCGAGGCGACGAUGGUCGAGGACCCCAAGUACGAGAACCGGCGAGACGUGACCCUGUGCCGGAGCGGCGUCGACCUCGGGCGCGAGUGGCACGAGGCGUUCAAGCAGCGACGCACGGCGUACUGGGCUUCUCUCGCCGGCGGAGGCGACGGCGGGUCCGUGCGCGCGACGGGCGACGAGAAGCCUCUCACGGCAGCAGCUGCAGAUCCUCUCACCUCGCUCUCGAAUACGACCGGCCUCACCCAGCAGUCGAUCUCGUCGGCGCUCGCGCUCAAGGCCGAGGGCAUGUACCGCUUCCGCGCCCGCGUCAUCGACUUCUAUCCGGAUCGUCUCGAGGACUGGGUGAGGGCGUUCUGCCCCACGUGCGGCGACGAGCUCAGCGCAAGUGAGACGACGUGCAUCGACCAUGGGCAGGUCAAGCACGAGUGGAGCUUCCUGCUCGCGCUCGCCGACGAGCAAGAUGGUGGAGGUGGUGCGACGGACGGCCAGGUGCCGCACGUCUUUGUCCCGGUCGCAGGCGACGCAGGCGAUGCUCUCCUUCCCAACUUUACCCCUUCCCUCUUCACCUCGCUGCGCUUCGGCGACUCGUCCGCCCUCUCGACCCUCACCUCUCGCCUGCGCGGCAUCCUCGGCACGAUCCUCGAGACCAAGCGGCGCAAGAAGCCCGUCCUCUUUGGGCACGCCGGUCCGGCCUGGGACGUCGUCCUCGAGGCGACGAAGGAGGACGACCAGCUGAGGUGGUUCUUCGCGCCGGGUCGAGUCGCUUUCCGAUAGCCCUCUCCUUGCCUCCUACUCUAUCUCGCACUGCAUAGUUCGUUCGGUCUCUC
Molecule: messenger RNA, 2513 nt
Organism: Rhodotorula graminis WP1
Lineage: Eukaryota; Fungi; Basidiomycota; Microbotryomycetes; Sporidiobolales; Sporidiobolaceae
Exons: 10
Coding region: 1-2460 (819 amino acids)
Biological process (GO): telomere capping; regulation of telomere maintenance via telomerase
Cellular component (GO): chromosome, telomeric region; nuclear telomere cap complex
Molecular function (GO): G-rich strand telomeric DNA binding; telomerase inhibitor activity
Source: RefSeq, a predicted model, not a curated record